AUCAGGGUACAGCAUGUGAUCUCGCGGCGCUGAGUUUGAAUGAGUCGCGUGCUACUUCCUGUUCUGCAGAUAGCAGAGAGCACCACGGAGGGUCCGUCACCUACAGAGCGGGGGGGACUGGAGAGCUGCUAGUGCCGAAGGAACACAGAAUGUGAAGACUCUCAGAAUUUUUUUGGGGAAACAGUCUUCCUCUGGAUAAUGAAAUGUCUCUUCUUCUGGAGGUUAUUAGACAGCUUUUAGAGUACCUGGGCAUUCCACCUGACAGGCUUGCGCCAAUAUGGGAAAGGUAUAUCGGCAGACGUAGUAUUCUUCGCGCUCUAGCAAAUCACCUUCCACCAGUGUUCUUUCAAGGAAUCGAUAUACAGGAUCUACAAUUACUCGAACGCAAAGACUAUGGCUGGACUCGCAGUGUGGUUCGAAUCAUUGGAACUUUACUGCCAUUGGAACCUUGCCCUAGACCACAUUUCCAGCGUAUUUUAGGCUCCAAAGUACUGCAACCUAGAGACAACGAAAUGGUCUGCAGGCCUGAUAUCCCAUCUCUAGCUGAUGCCCCAUUUCUGGUGGAUGAUGAUGUUGCAUCAUACCCAAGAUUAAGACAUCUUUCAUCAAAUAUGUCGGUGGGAGAAUAUACCAUGGCAAGACCCAGUGAAGAGAACCCAGGAAUGACAAUGAUUAUUCAGAGCAGCCAUGCUUUAGAAAAUGUUUCUUUAACAUCAAGUGAACAUGCAAUUCAGAAGAUAGCAGCGUUGGAAGAUGAACUGAUGCAGCUAAGAGCACAGAUUGCUGUUAUUGUCGCCAUGCAAGAAACAAGAAGCACACCUUCUUGUUCUGAAGCCUUGUCAUUUGGUAGCCCUUGUCAUGCUCUUCUGCCUCCAUCUUUAACCUCAACACCUAUUAAUGCUCAGAUCCUGCUGUCUACACCUGCUCCACCCCCUCCUCCUCCGCCCCCACCGCCGCCUAUCCAACCUGCCAAGAUUAACUCAGCAAAGUCCGCAAUUGAUCUCAUCAAAGAACGUAAGGCAGCUCACAGGCAAAGUCCAAAAGAGGUAGAUGCAGCAGAAAAAGAUACUUUGCAAGUGAUGCCCAGUAUGAUGGAUGUUUUGAAGGGCAUGAAUUCGAUUAGACUUCGUGCUGUUGAAAGGUCCCCAGGGGGUACACCGUUAACAAAAAAAGAUAAGAAGAGGCGUUCUCUUAAUGACCCUGCAGCUAUUAUAGCUCAUGCACUGAAGCAAAAGUUUGCACAUAGACAUAAAAAUGACUCCUUUGACAAGGAGAAUAUAUCUCACGAGGAGUCCCCGUUCUCCAGUCCAGAGACACCAAUGUUUGGACGCCAUCUACUGAAGCCAAAUGGGCAGAGAGCUAUGAAAGAAAUUCCAAGAAAACCGGCAUUCAAUUAAUCUGCUCCCCAUGUUCAAUAAAUUGCACUGAACUAAUUUAACUGGAAAAAAAAAAUUGAAACCCGUCGACAUCUUAACAAGCUCUGAUGUACGACUAUGGAUUUUUUUCCCAUUUGGACAUGUUUCAAAAGACUGCUUUACUGUAAGACUUUGUCAGGUUUGUUGGUUUUAUGUACUGUGAGGUUAUGUGACUUUUGGUCUACAAAAUGUCAGAAUUUUAAGUUUUUAUUGGAAAAAAAACAACUGUCGGGAAACCUUCCCAGUACCACGUCUCACCAUCAUAUCAUGCUCUCAUUAUGUCACCGGAUUAUACUAACUGUUUUGUUUUACUUGGGCCCCAAAUAUAACUGGUAUGUUUACACUCCACACUUCACAUAUUAUCUGCUUUGCAUAGGUGUUUGCCACCUUCUGCAUAUGUGACAAUGGUGGUUGUGGCUGGUAAUGUUGGCAUGGGAAGUGUUUCGCUUGAUACAGUGCUGUAAAUAUCAUUCGGACAUUGCAAAAGAAAUCUUCCUUUGGGUUUUAUGGUAUUUUAAUGUAAAGGCUAGAUGUUUGUACACUGUACCUGGUAAUGUAUGUAUUGUUUUUAAGUGGAUCUAUAUGUUGUCCAUAGAAGGCAAAAUAACAGUAUUUCUUAGUAGGCACAGUUUAUAUAACUUUCCAGUGCUUCCAUAGGAGCCCAGAAUAAAAGACCUACUAUGCUUCUUUAAUGUGAGGGCUGCGGGGAAAUGUGAUUGGAUCCAUUUUCAAAGUCCAGGGAAUUUUUGAAAGAGGGUGAUGGGUCUGGCAAUUGAAGGCUACUUAUUCAGCCUGCUGUAAAAUGAAUCUCUUAUUUUUCCUAGAGGUUUACUGUCAGUUUAAUGUCCCUUUCCACCUAUCCCUUUGUGCCACACUUGUUCGUUCAUUGUGCUUAGCUCUGUAAGAGUUUAAAAUCUUCUAGUCUUAUGCACCCAUAAACCAGGGAGUUUUGUGCACUUAAAUCCUAUCUUUUAGUUCUUGGGAGUUUGGUGUGCUUCUACUUCAAUUAAUUAUCCUACAGUUCAAAGCAGAAGCAGAAGCGUGCACUUGCAGGAAAAUAGACUGUUUGUUUAUGCUGUGUCAGCAUCACACUCUGUACAGGUGGUUCUUCUACACUACUUCUCAAGCUUUAAGAACAGAUUAAGAGUUUUUGAAAAGAGUGCUAUUUACUUGCAAAAAAGCAUCCUUUUUGCCAUGCAAAGCAAAGAAUAAUGGGGGAGAUAGAAGAAAGUGGGACCCAUGAAUGUGAAGAAAGUGACCGUUCCAUGGGGCAUGCGGAAGAGGAUUCAAAGUGACACUAAACUCUAGUUUAUAUAGCAACACAUCUAUUCAAAUGUGUAUGCUUAAUUUAAAGGGGUUGUAAAGGUACAAUUUUUUUUUCCCCUAAAAUAGCUUCCACAAAGUAAUGCGAGGCUUUCUCCCUGGUGAGUGUCGUGCUCCCCUCCUCCCUUUGGACAACAGAAGAGUCAGGACG
Molecule: messenger RNA, 2889 nt
Organism: Rana temporaria (common frog)
Lineage: Eukaryota; Metazoa; Chordata; Amphibia; Anura; Ranidae
Gene: MTFR2
Product: mitochondrial fission regulator 2
Exons: 9
Coding region: 204-1397 (397 amino acids)
Biological process (GO): mitochondrial fission; aerobic respiration
Cellular component (GO): mitochondrion
Source: RefSeq, a predicted model, not a curated record